Molecule: messenger RNA, 887 nt
Organism: Juglans microcarpa x Juglans regia
Lineage: Eukaryota; Viridiplantae; Streptophyta; Magnoliopsida; Fagales; Juglandaceae
Exons: 3
Coding region: 64-735 (223 amino acids)
Biological process (GO): phloem development
Source: RefSeq, a predicted model, not a curated record
UAUCUUCAAAAGCUGGAGGAAAAGCUGUCCAAAGCGAACGUCUUCAGCCCCCUUUUGUGUACAAUGAAGCAACUUUUCACAAAUAUGGAUAAGGUGUUCGUUUUAUCGGAACUACUGCUGUUGGCUGAAAAACCCAGCAUCACCCUCAACUUACGAAAGAUGCAGAUUUGGGAGGAAUUUCCAGAAACACCCAAGGAAAUCUUCAAAGCUUUCAGGGAGCUGAUUUUCGCUGACAAUAAUCUGCGGUCUAGUCUUACCGAUGCUUCUACGAGCAAACUGGAAUGCACUUACACUUUCUACUAUGGAAGCAACAACCAAGAAUGGAUCGACGAAUUUGUUAAGAAAGCAAAGAUUGUGAUUAAUGAUCCGUGCAUAAAGGACAUGAAAGAUGUUGACAUAGAGUUGUGUCGCAUUGGAGAAUUAAUAAAAAGAAAAAGUAAGGAGGCCCAAGAUUUAUCAGACUUAAUCAAACGUAGUGGAAAGAAAGUCCCACAUGACUUGCGACAUUACUUCGUGUCUGGGUCUGAUGGACGGUUUGUGUUGACCUCAAUGAUCCGCAACCACGAAAAACUGCUGCUCGAUGAUAGUGGGAGAACGAUCCUGAAGGUCUUGGAAGAGUUUGAGCAGUGGAAGAAUAAUAUUGUGCAAAACAAAGACUUCGAAGAAAGUUUCAUCGAUUAUUAUCAGAAGAUAUCCUCGUUGAUCGCUGGCGGAGAAGAUAUCAAGAGCAUAUGAAAUGCACUACUUCAUGAGUUGGUGCCUAGACCUAUCUCUCUAUUUAUUCAAAUGCCCAACCCAAAUAAUUAAAGACUUAUUUGUCUAAAUUUUAUUCAAUGUGUAAUGCUGUAAUAUUAAAGGCCGCCAUCUUGAUUGCAUUAUUGUGAAAU